This is a messenger RNA of Tetrapisispora phaffii CBS 4417, 4230 nucleotides long. It is a transcript of the gene RAV1, whose product is annotated as Rav1p. Gene Ontology annotation, molecular function: protein binding. Gene Ontology annotation, cellular component: RAVE complex. Bases 1 to 4230 code for a protein of 1409 amino acids. The record is from RefSeq and is a predicted model, not a curated record. Gene Ontology annotation, biological process: vacuolar acidification. NCBI's taxonomy places the organism in Eukaryota, Fungi, Ascomycota, Saccharomycetes, Saccharomycetales, Saccharomycetaceae. The transcript has a single exon.
AUGUCCUUAAAUUUCUUACCUGGUCGACCAAACGAAACUAUUCAAACAACAUGUCAGGCUACAUGGCAGAAUCAUGUUAUUUUAGCAUAUUGUUCUGGUAACAAUUUAAUUUUAUUAUCGAAUGCAUAUACAAGAUUGCAAACUAUAUAUAUAAAUUCCGAUUGUGUUGCAGUCGAUAUUAACAGCAGAAAUGGGUUCAUCGCUCUUGCUUAUGCUAACAAGGUUAAUAUUUAUAAACCUAUUCAUCAGGUAAUGAGAAAUCCAAAAUGGGUUUUAUGUUGUGAAAUUAUGCAUGAUGAAUCAGAUGUUAACUGCAUUAAGUGGGGCUCUCAAGAAGAAAUUAUUGUUGGAUCGAACUAUCUUUCUUUUUGGAAAAUUAAUGAUGAGUUUGGUAUUUAUAAGCCAGUGCUAUUAUGGAAUAAAAGGCAACCGAAGCCAGUAUAUAUCUGCACUAUCUCAGAUGAUUCACAGUUUGUAGCAAGUGUAGGAAAGUUUGAUAAGACUGUAAAAUUUUGGAGAAAAAAUACUAUUAGUGGUGAACAAGUAUUAUUUCAUUUAACGCUACUGCCACAUACAGAUUUUGUCACAUUUUUAAAGUGGAAACAACUAGAUGCAGACAAGAGUCAUUCAAAGGAUAAUGGGUCUAGUAUAAGUAGAAACGGCUCUUUUAAAAGCAUAGGAGGACGCAGCAAUAUUAGUAGUUUUGAAGAUCCAAGUUUAACUCAAACAUUAUAUACUUUAUCAACAGAUAAGAAAUUACAAGUAUGGUCAUGUCAUGAUAUUAAUUCGGAAAAAACUGUUCAAAAUUGGGGUACCAUUCAAUUAAAAGAUGAACAACGUUUUGUUUUCAUUGCAGAUAGCACAACGUUAUCUAAAAUUCUGAAAGAAGAUAUUUUUGAAAAGCAUAAUAUAGUUGGUAUACCUGAUCUUUUAUUUAUUGUAUCGUAUAAUGGUAAUUGUGAAGUAAUCUCAUUGGAAAAUUUAUCUCUAAAUCCACCAAAGCCAAUGAGUAAAAAGAUCCUAUUCAAUAAACCAUUAUCGAAAUCGUUUCUUAUAACUGAACCAAAAUUUGUGUACUUUUCAGAUGCACAAGCUUAUAUUUCUGAAGAUACUAAAGGAAUGCUGUCGAUUGUAAUACAUGAUUUGGGUGGUUUUGUACAACACUGUAAUGUUGAUGUUGAUUCGUUAGUUAAAGAUAGUUCAAAUGAAAUUGUUCACAAUAAUUAUAUGUUUACAGGACACAAUAAGUCGAUUCAAAGAUUGAUUAGAAGCAGUGAUGGUGAGGCAAUGUUAACAAUCUCUAGAUUUUCUGAAAAUUGUGUAUGGUGUCCCCUCAAAAUUUCUAAUGGUUCAACACUGUGGCUAAAGAACAUCAUAUCAACUGAAGUUCCUAUAGUUCACGCAGUUGUUCAUGAGAAGGGAAAUUUAGUUAUACUUCUAUUGGAAAAUCAAAAAGUCCAGGCAUGGAAUUGUCCAAAUACAUAUAUCAAUAGGGAAGAAAAAAAGGCUGCAAUAAUUGCCGAAUUCAAUUUAUCUGAAACUGAUGAGGAAUUUGGACACAUAGCGACAAUGUUUAAUACACCGGAACCAAAACACAAUCAUAACCGUCAUUACAUUGCUAUUAUAUAUGACAAUGGUAAAACACGUUCAUUUGAGGUGUCCAGUGAAGGGAAAAUCAUUGAAGUAUCAUCUGACUCCUUAGCUGUAUCAGACAUUACCGUUCAGGACAUAUCUAUUAUUGAUCCAGUACAUUCUAAAUUUGUCAGUGACAGACCUCUGCUUUCUCUAAUAUCCGACUCUGGUGUCACAAGAAUUUACAAGGCAAAUGUGAACUCUUCAUUUAAAAAGAUAACAUGGAUAAAAUCAAACGAAAUUAACACAGGCAUACAAAAUGCGAAACAAGUUAGAGGAUCUUCGACUGGAAAGCUGGGUGUUAUGGACUCUAGUGGCAAACGUUUUUCUUUAUGGGACUUAAAUAGAGGAGUUCUUGAAUAUGAAGAAGAGUUUGAGGAUGACAUAGAAGAUAUUGAUUGGACUAGUAACGAAUAUGGUCAAAGCAUUGUUUCUAUUGGAUUUACUGGUUUUGUUUUACUAUAUACACAAGUUAGAUAUGAUUAUACCAACAAUAUUCCGAGUUAUCUCCCCGUUGAAAAGAUCGACAUAACAGAACAUACUGCGCAUGAUAUAGGUGAUUCUAUUUGGUUAAAUGAUGCCACGUUUGUCGUUGCAUCAGGUAAUCAAUUAUACAUAAAAGAUAAGUCUCUAGAUUUGUCUGAUGAAUUUGUAUCACGUUCAAUUGGCUCCAGAAAAAUAUUAUCUAAUGAUAUUUUACACUUGAAUAGUGUUUUAAAUGGUCCUUUACCAGUUUAUCACCCUCAAUUUUUGAUUCAAUCUUUAUACUGUAAUAAACUAAAUCUGGUUAAAGAAUUAGUCUUAAGAUUAUUUUUAGAAGUACGAAAGAUUAACUUAAAUGAGUAUGAUAUUUCAUCUCUUCCAUCAGAUUUAAACGUAGAAAGGGAAAAGUUUUUGGUAAAAUCAGAUAAAGAUUAUAAAAUUGAAAUAUUUCCAGAUCCAUACCCAUCUUUCAAUAAAUCUGUUGUCGAAUCAUUGAUUGAUCUGCUUACAAAAACUUCUCUUCCAUACUUAACUCGUCAUCAACAAUUGACAUUAAUCACCGUAAUAGAAGCAGUUCAAGAUUUAUCCGAGAAUAAAGAUAUUUUAGACUAUAAUGGUCUAUUGUUUUUAUUGGGAGUAAGAUUAUUUCAUGCACAUAAACCUGCGCAAAGGGGAUUGACCAUGAGAGAUGUUUCCUGGGCAUUGCAUUCGGACAGUAAAGUAUUGUUAUUGACCUCAUUAGAUGGCCGUAUUGGAUCAUGGCAGUCUGCAAAAGACCAUAAGAUAUCGUUCUGGGUCACAGAGAAUGAUUUAAUAAGAAAAAUUGAACAAAUUGCUAAAUUUGAAUUUUCCGAUGGUGACACUAGAGAUCCAAGUAAAUGUGCAAUAUAUUAUUUGGCUCUGAAGAAGAAGCAAGUUCUAAUCAGUUUAUGGAAGUUAAGUGUUGGUCACCCAGAGCAACAAAAAAUGAUCAAAUUUUUGAACCAUGAUUUCACUGAAGAAAGAUGGAGGACUGCUGCAUUAAAAAAUGCGUUUGCUUUAUUGAGUAAGCACCGUUACAUGGAUGCAGCAUGUUUCUUCCUAUUAGCCGGUUCGUUAACAGAUGCAAUGAACGUGUUAUAUAAACAAGUUAAUGAUAUUGAUUUAGCUAUCACUGUUUGUAGAUUGUACGAAGGUGAUAAUGGGCCCAUUUUGGGUGAUUUUUUAAAGAGAGUAUUUCUACCGGAGGCUAUAUUACAAGAUGAUAGAUGGAUGACUAGUUUUAUUUAUUGGAAACUUAGGAAAUCUGAAGUUGCUAUAAAGGCAUUGGUAACAGCUCCUUUUGAAUUAGAGGACAAUAGAGAUUUGGUUAAAAAGGUACAAUGUGUUAAUAAAUCAUUCCUAGUAGAAGACCCAGCAUUGAUCAUUAUGUAUGAAAGAUUAAGAAGGAAAAACAUUAAAUAUUUCAUUGGUGCUCAAGAAAUUGAAAAUAAAAUUGAAGCCAAUUUGAUAGUUAGAGUUUGUGAUAUUUAUCGUCGGAUGGGUUGUGAUUUUUUGGCUUUAUCCUUGGUAACAAAUUGGAAAUUUAUGAUGCCUGUUAAAAAUCCUAAAAUCCAUUAUACACAAGAUUCACAAAAAGAAAAUUUUGGAAUUAAUACUAUGGCAUCAGAACCUACAACCACAAAUAGAAUGAGACCAAGUUUAUUUGAUAAAUUUAAUGAUGAUAGCUCUAACUUUAAACAAUAUAAAAAUACUUUGCCUCAAACCAAUGCAACAAAGAAUAUGCUGGAUGAUUUUGAAUCUAGUAGAAACGAAUCUGGAAUAGCGAAUAUGUUAGAUGAUUUUACAAACUCGAAACCAACCCCACAAUCAAAAAAUUUACUUGAUAGUUUUACAGUUCCAAGCCCAGCUCCACAGGCCAAAAGUUUACGGGAUGAUUUUACAAGUCCAACCCCAAUAGCAAAACCAAAGAGUCUGUUGGAUGAUUUUGUCACCCCAACUCAAGUUUUGGAACCUAAAAAUGUUCUUGAUAGUUUCAGUGCUUCGAAUAAAACUUCUAGCGUUACCUCCGAAAGUAAAUCACAUGGACCUAGUAAACCAACUAAACCAAAAAACCUUUUAGAUGAUUUCAUGUAA